GUAAAAUUUAAGAAAAACCCAAUCUGAUUUGGCGAAUCUGGGACAGAGAAGAAAAGAAUUUAGGGCUGGGUGAGAUUUUCCAAGAAUGGCGCUGCUGGAACCUCAAAUAUGCUACUUGCCCUCUGAACCAUUACACCAUGAUGAUGGCACUGUACCACGCUCUCCCUACGUAGAAGUUUUCCCCAUUCCUGAAUAUUCACCACCAUCGAGGCUACAGGAAUUUCGAAGAUUUCCCAUAGACGACAAGAUUCCGCCUCGGGACUUACUUGGUCAAGUUGCACUCCAUUGCUACAAUCUGCAAAACGGAACAAACUUACGAUUUUGGGGUUUACUUAUGAAUGAUCCCAAGGAUACUGGAAUAAUCUCUGGCCAUAUACGCGAUUCCACUCUCGACUUGGAAUUUAGGGUUCGGUAUGAUGAGGUUGAGAAACAACGUUGCUCGACUAUGAUUACAACUCUCUGCAGGUUGAAGCCACAGCAAACUCCAGAGGUGGAAGGCAAUCUAUGUGCGGCCUUUGACAGACUUUCUGUGGAUGAUUUCUUCAAAGAUGACCUGCCCGAUUGGGUCCCUGAGGAUGCGCUAACUGCCAGUGAUAAUCUGCAAUACUACGAGAUGAAAGAAUCUGAGGCGGAAGAAUACAAGGAAUGGCUUCAUUUUUAUGCAAAACUUGGAUUCUUUACAACCUGUGGAAGUUUCCUGAAAGAUCUGAGGUGGGCACAGCCAUUUGAGCUGAGAAAGAUAAUUGUGCAAACCAGAGAACAUGUGGAGUCGAAGAAGAAGGCCUUGGCGGAGAAUGCAAUCUUCUACAUUGCCUUCAAAACCCGUGCCGUCGGUCGAGACUACAGGGCUAUCAUAAGGAGAACAAUGGAUGGAACGCCAGGGCAUAUGUCCCUUGAAAUCAAGUGUUUUAAGAUGUGAAAGUCCACCAUUAUGUCCAGCUAGCUAGGUCUUUAUUCAGAUGGUGACGACAUCUUUUUGUUUUUUCUUUUUUUUUCGUAGAUGGUGACGACAUCUUAUUUGCUUAAUGUUUUGCUUGUGUGGUAGUCAUGCAAAGAGUUAAAUGACUUUUAAUUCCAUUUUGGCUCCACAUAUAUAUUGUGGGUUAAAGAGAUGAUAAUGUCUAUCUCUUUGUGGGUUUAUACAUCCAUUUGCUUGCAUA
Molecule: messenger RNA, 1160 nt
Organism: Eutrema salsugineum
Lineage: Eukaryota; Viridiplantae; Streptophyta; Magnoliopsida; Brassicales; Brassicaceae
Product: UPF0725 protein At4g29550
Exons: 7
Coding region: 86-919 (277 amino acids)
Source: RefSeq, a predicted model, not a curated record